Solea senegalensis (Senegalese sole) is the source of this 5289-nucleotide messenger RNA. It is a transcript of the gene stard13b, whose product is annotated as StAR-related lipid transfer (START) domain containing 13b. Lineage: Eukaryota; Metazoa; Chordata; Actinopteri; Pleuronectiformes; Soleidae. The transcript has 18 exons. Gene Ontology annotation, molecular function: lipid binding; GTPase activator activity; protein binding. Gene Ontology annotation, biological process: regulation of Rho protein signal transduction; actin cytoskeleton organization; signal transduction. The coding region runs from base 247 to 4530 and encodes 1427 amino acids. The record is from RefSeq and is a predicted model, not a curated record.
AAGCAGAAUAAGCCUAUGGGGACAUAAGUGCGGCACAACCUUUUCUGGUGUGAGGAACCAGCCUGACUGUCACUGUUUUGCCAUGGUCUCCGUGGUUCUGUUGGUGCAACACAGAAAACUGUCUCCCCACUCAGCAGAUGUUCUGCCGUGUGGUUUGACUGAGCAAGAAUGGCCAUCCGCUACAUCAAGCACAAAUACUUGUGGAUUUAUGUGCUGAAUUAUGAAAAACUGUAGAGUGAAGGAAAAAUGGAAAUCCCACCUGUGGUGAAUGUGGAGGAACAUCAGUUUCGAACAGUUUUAGGCAAAUUUUCUUUACUGCACGAGCCGCCUUCAGAAAAAAAUGGCUCGCUGGACCACCGAGAGGAGGAUUGUCUCCCUGAGGUCCAGAACUGUUGGCCGUCGGAGUCAGAUCGGGACAAAACCAAGCUGAAGAUGGGUUUUGUCUUUGCCGGUCAUGACAGCGUCGCGUUUCCUGAGGCUGUGCGCUUUGAGGAGCCUGGACAUGUGUCCGUCAUCCAUGGGGAAGCAUCUCUAGCCACAGUUCAGCAUCAUGAAGCAGGUAUUGUCUUCACAAACUUGGAUGAUUUUGAACUUCCUGUCACUGAAGGUCACUCAGACCAGAUGGACUCGAACCGUGGAUGUGUAAAAACAGAACAUUUAGAGCUAAUCUCGAAUGGCCAUGUCGUUGGACACCCAGACUCCGCCUCUCCUGUCCCAGAUUCGGGCCAGAAGCUCCUGGAUCUCCCUCGCAUUGUGAAGCACAAACCGAGCUCCAUCACCUUCUCGGACAGCACGUGCACGUCUGGAGCCGACGGCCACGUUUGUGCCAACGAGAGCUCCGACGAUGGAGAGUCUUCACUUGAGGAGGAGGAGGAAGGUCACGACGACGGAGACGGAGAUGACGACGACGACGACGACGUGUUCCCAGAGUUUCCUCAGAGCAGAGAUCUCCACGUCAGUUACAGACACAGGAGACAUGGCCGUGGCAGACAGAAGAGGGGAAACGCUGUGAGCGGACGAGAAGAUGCUGAGGUCACGAGCAGCAGCAGCAACGGUCAUGAAGCAGAGGAGGAAACCGGCAGUCAAGAGGUCAAGUCUCCCUGGUCAGAGUCAAUGAUCCAGCUGAUGAGGAAACUGGACCAGCUUAAUCUGGACAUAGAGGAGGCUCUGAGCGCCGGCUCAUCUCCCUCCAACACUCCCUGCACUGUCCGCAAGAAACAGUGGGGUGCUGCCGCGUCCAAUUUGGACCAAAUGUCGAUGGACCAAGUUCUCCACAGACGAGACGAUGGCGGGGAAUGUCCGAGCCGCGACGGAUCCACGGUGACGAGAACAAGAAGCAAGAAGACGAUGUUCAAUAAGAUGACCAAUGUGGCAGGUGCAGAAAUUGAGGCGAAAGAGGCGUGCGACUGGCUGAGGGCGGCAGGAUUUCCCCAGUAUGCUCAACUCUUUGAAGAUUCCCAAUUUCCAAUCGACAUUUCUCCGGUGAAGAGAGAUCAUGACUUUCUGGACAAAGAUCUUGUGGAACCUCUUUGCAGGCGACUCAACACCUUGAACAAGUGUGCCUCUAUGAAGCUUGACGUGAACCUCCCGAAGAAGAAAAGUGAAGACUCUGAUGAAGAAGACCUGUUUGCCAUUAGUGACAAAUGGACCUUUGAGUGGAGCAGCCGUCGCUGGUCGAGGUUACAGGAUAUUGACUGUCUGCUGGGAGACCAAAGAGAGGACCAGCCCUACAGGGACGGCUUACCUCUGAGGACCACCACCAGCAGUGAGAGUGUUCUGACCGACCUCAGUGAGCCCGAGGUCUCGUCUUUGCACAGCGAGAGCAGCGGGGGCAGCGGCCACCGGGGCCUCAGCACAGAGGACUCGGACUGCUCCAACCGCACCUGCUCAGACUCUGCAGCGAUGCCGGACUCCACUGCCCUCACGAUGCCUCACAUCCCCAAAGAGAUUGCUCACUACAAGCACGGCAGGACGAGCCGCACCCGCGCCAAGGACUUCUUGAAGCGCAUGGAAACGCUUCGCUCUCGAGGAACUCUGGGGAGCGGCCGUAAGACGUUAGUCAUCAGUUCUCCAGUGGUGCAGCAGGAAGCCCAGGCACUGAAGACGCUGCACUGUGUUGAAAUCCUAAACGGAGACGGGGAUGAGACUCCAGAGCCACUGUCCAAUAAAGUCCCUCCGUCCCAGUGUAGCAGUGACGGUAGCUGCCAUUCUAGUGGCAGCGCCGUCAGCACGCCCAGCUUGAAAGAGAAUAAGCCCCAUCGGUCCGACUACAAACGUAGUGGUAUGUAUUUGGAGGAUGUAGACAUAUUUUCAGACACGCAGGUGAAUAAAGUGGCAGAAGAAAACCGCAGGAAUGAAUUUUGCUCCUAUGAAGACUUGGUAGUCCACAUUCCUAAAGACCACAAGCCAGGGACCUUCCCAAAGGCACUCUCUAUAGAAAGCCUGUCCCCAACCAUUGGGGCCUCUAUAAAUUGGCACACAGGCAGCAUGCACCUGGACUCCUCGCUCAUUUCAUCAAGGCCUGUCACCCAGUGCAGCUCCAGAGGUAGCCGCAUCAGUGUGUAUGACAAUGUUCCCGGCUCACAUCUGUACGCCAGCACUGGAGACCUGAUAGAUCUGGAGAAGGAGGACCUCUUUCCUCACCUGGACGAUAUCUUGUUGCAUGUCAAUGGUCUUCAGCAGAUAGUGGACCACUGGUCUAAGAAUGUGUUACCUGGAGGAGAAGGGAUGUUGCAAGUGGAUGGCGUGAGGGAAAGUACAGUAGGUCUCCAGUCCUCUAGUCAGAUCACACUGGACUUUGAGGGGAAUUCAGUCACUGAAAGCCAGACGACGCCAAGUGACGGGGACAGAGACCGGGUAUCGCUUGAGACGGAAUCGACGAGGCUCAGGGAACGGAGGGAUUCUGGAGUAGGUGCUUCACUCACGCGACCCAAUCGGUUGCGAUGGCCCAGCUUUCAGAUAUCUAAUCGCCUCAGUCACUCUGUGGCAUCCCUGCAGAUUACCAACCAGUCAGCGGGCCAGUUGAGCUUGUUGCAGAAGUUCUCUCUGCUGCGUCUCACUGCAAUCAUGGAGAAGUUCUCCAUGUCCAACAAACAUGGUUGGACUUGGUCUGUGCCAAAGUUUAUGAAGAGAAUGAAGGUACCAGAUUAUAAGGAUAAGAACGUGUUCGGAGUUCCUCUCAUAGUGCACGUACAGCGCUCUGGACAGCCGCUUCCCCUCGGCCUGCAGCAGGCUCUGCGGUACCUCAGAAGCCAGUGUCUCGAUCAGGUGGGUCUCUUUCGUAAAUCGGGGGUGAAGUCUCGGAUUCAGGCUCUGAGGCAGAUGAACGAGAGCUCGCCGGAUGAUGUGAACUAUGAGGAUCAGUCGGCGUAUGACGUCGCCGACAUGGUGAAGCAGUUCUUCAGGGAUUUACCUGAGCCUCUGCUCACGAGCAAGCUGGGGGAGACCUUCCUCCAUAUCUACCAAUAUGUGCCAAAGGACCAAAGGUUGCAGGCCGUCCAGGCGGCCAUCAUGCUGAUGUCGGACGAGAACCGAGAGGUCCUGCAGACGCUGCUCUGCUUCCUCAGCGACGUCACGUCCUCCGUGGAGGAGAACCAGAUGACGCCCAUGAACAUCGCCGUAUGUCUGGCGCCCUCGCUCUUCCAUCUCAACAUACUCAAGAAAGACAAUCUUUCACCCAGGGCCAUGCAGAAGAAGUACGCCACCGGCCGGCCGGAUCAGAAGGAUCUGAAUGAGAACUUAGCAGCGACACAGGGUCUCGCACAUAUGAUCGUCGAGUGCAACCGUCUCUUUGAGAUCCCCCACGAGAUGGUUACCCAGUCGCGUAAUUCGUACGUGGAGGCCGACCUGCACGCGCCGACGGUUUACGAUCUGUGCAAGCAGCUGGAGGACGACGACGGGACGUACCAGACGCACAUGGAGGGGAGGCUUCAGAACCUGCUCAAGGAGGCCCGGGAAAAGUCCAAAUACUGGGUGUCGUGCAGCAGCUCGGACAACACGGAGCUCUACUACAAGAAGGUGGGAGACGGGAAUCCUUUAAGGCGGUGGCGAGUGUCCGUGGAGGUGGAGGCGCCGCCGUCUGUCGUGCUCAACCGGGUGCUGCGAGAGCGCCACCUGUGGGACGUCGACCUGCUGCAGUGGAAAGUGUGCGAGACCCUGGACAAGCAGACCGAGGUGUUUCAGUACGUCCUCAAUCGCAUGCCGCCGCACCCCAGCAGGGACUUUGUGGUUCUGAGGUCAUGGAGGACAGACUUGCCCAAAGGUGCCUGCUCCCUGGUUUCUGUGUCCAUAGAGCAUGAGGAUUGUCCUCCCAUCGGAGGGGUACGAGCUAUCGUCCUGGAGUCCAACUACCUGCUUGAGCCUUGUGGCUCAGGGAAGUCCAGACUGACUCACAUCUGCAGAGUGGACUUAAAAGGGAGAACUCCGGACUGGUACAACAAAGCUUUUGGUCACCUUUGUGCCGCGGAAGCUGCCAGGAUCCGCAAUUCCUUCCAGCCGCUGAUCACGGACGGACCAGAGACCAAAAUCUAAUCGACUGGACCCCAGAACAAAAGCACAGUUCAUUUGAAAAACUUUUUUUUUUCUUGCACAGCGAUAAACGAGUUGUACAGUAGGUGCUGACCAUAAUUACUUAUCGGGAAAUUAAUCAUCCUGCCAAUAUUGUUAGCAUUAGGAGUUUAUUUACCUUAAUAUUGCUAAACAUGUAUAUUAUUAUUAUUAUUAUUUUUAAUAAUUAUUAUUAUCUCUGAUAAUGUUAUUGUAUUACUGUCACUAUAAUCUACAAUGUCUACGACAUUCAAGCUCUUAAACGCUUCCGGGAAGCUUUGUUAUUCAUUAAUUCAUCUGAGAUUUAAAGCUAUAAUUAUUACGUUGUACACUGAAGUGUCUGUAAAUAUAUAAUGUGUGUGUGUGUGUGUGUGUUAAAUAAUGCUGUACAUGCAAACAAGAUGUAUCUAUUGUAUAUAUGUGAUGGGAUAUAAAAAAGUACCUUUUGUUAAUUUCCUAUAUAUUGAUAUUGAUUAAUUCAUGGUGCCAGCCUUCCUGUAAUUCAUAUGGUACAAAAUUGUAAACUGGUUUUACUUUGCUUCAGUAUUGCCAUCAUUAUUAUUAUUAUUAUUAUUAUUUGUGUUUUCAAUGGGUGUAAUUUUAUUGUUGAACCUCGACCUCCUACGGUUCUGAAAAGACUGACUUAAGGUGUGACUCGAUCAUACCUGCUUUAUGGUACUGUUUCUGUGCCGUGUCAAAACAAAAGACAGAAUUUUUUUAAUAAAAAAAAAAAUAUGAAACAUA